CUUCUUAAAUAUUUGAACACUCUACUGGAGUAUAAGAAUAUUGACAAACCAUUGCAAAUAAGCUGGCUUAAGGACAUGACAUGAAUGACUGUCAGAGUCUAUAUAGAUAAGUUGAAGAAAUGGAGCCAGAGGAUGAGUUCCUGUAUAAAUACAAAGGACUCUAUUUUGUAACUGAUUCGUCCUCACCUGAAACUUUAGAUUCCCUGGACAGUUUUGAAAUCCGAGAUGAUGAUAUAUUUGUAAUCACAUAUCCUAAAUCUGGAACAAUAUGGACUCAGAAUAUUGUCAGCUUGAUUACUUAUGAAGGUCACCGAGAUGGAACUGAAAAUAUUACCCUAAUUGACCGAGCACCAUUUCUGGAGUAUAAUGUAUUCCAUGUAGAUUUACCUAGUCGCCCAUCACCUCGUGUCAUUUGUUCCCAUCUGCCCUACUAUUUGGUACCCAAAGGAUUACGAAAAAGAAGAGCAAAAAUUAUUUAUGUAUUUAGAAAUCCAAAGGAUGUCUUGAUUUCUAGCUACCAUUUUCACAAAGUAGCAAUCCAAAUAGAAACCCCAAAAGACUUCAAUAUAUUUUUUGAGAAGUUUUUGGCUGGCAAAGUGGUUUGUAGUUCAUGGCUAGACCAUGUAGAAGGCUGGUCUGCUCAUAAGGGUGAUUUCAAUAUUCUCUUCCUGUCUUAUGAAGAAAUGAAAAAGGAUCUGAGAAGUUCUGUACUGAAAAUAUGCAAAUUCCUAGGAAGGGAAUUAACUGAAAAGGAGGUGGAUGAGGUGGUGUAUAAAGCUACAUUUGAUAACAUGAAGGUGGAUUCUAGAGCAAACUACACAUUAUUGCCUCCUGGGAUUCUAGAUUUCAGCAAAGGAAACUUUCUUCGCAAAGGCACUAUUGGGGACUGGAAGAACCACAUGACUGUUGCCCAGAGUGAAAGGUUUGACCGUGUCUUUAAGGAGAGGAUGGAAAAGCUGCCCUUCAAGUUUUGCUGGGAUAUUCAGGAGGAUCCUGAGCCUAUUUCCAGCUUAGUGGAUGAAAAUAAUGUGUAAUAUAAACAUUCAAAUGGCUUGAAUCAGAGAUGACCUUCCAAGAAUGGUCUUUAUGUAAUUGUAAUUUUCAAUUCUCAACUCUGCAGGGACUAUAGGUCAGAGUAACAUUAAAUUCUGCAUUAUUUUUUAAAAAUUGUACAACAUUUGUUCAUUGAUUUAGAUUUUCAUAGCUACCUGAGCAGUGUUGGGUUUCAAUUUUUUCUCUACCGGUUCAGUGGCUGUGGCUUGGUGGAGGGCUUCAUGUGACUGAGUGGGAGUACGGCAAGUUGGGGCGACACCAUUCCACCAGCCACACCCACCCAAACCACGCUCACAAGAACCCAUUGAAAAGUUUGGCCAAGUCUUCUAGUGUUCAACCUGGCUGCUUCUUGCCUCCUUCUCAUGUUUGCUCUGUGUGCCUGAGCCCAAGAAGGAGAAAAGCAGUCAUGUUGCAUGCUGCGGCAGAGAGAAGCCAAAGUUUUCUGCCUCCCUUCGCAGUGGAGGUACUUGGAAGGCAGCUCCUGUGGCUUCCUGUCCCUUUAUGGUCCCUCCUUUACCCUGUGUUAAAGUACCUUAAAGACAGAAGCAGCUCCACUGGGAUGUUCUAGGGCUGCUGGGACACAUAACAGGCCAUUCCCCUGACCGGGUCCGGUGGGCAGCUGUGCGCAGCACUGGCAGGCAAUGGGGCAUGGCCAGUGCAAACAGGGCAGCGAUGGUGGCGAUGGUCACAGGCAACACAUUGCAUACCGGUGCCACUUGUGCCAGGCUAUCAGACAUGGCCAGGGGAAAGUGGCCAACAGGCAGGCAGGGUGGGGCAAGUGAGCAGCAGACAGGCGGGUGAGGCAAGCAACCACUAAGAAAAAAUAUGACACCAACAAAUCCAAAAUCAACAUAUUAGCAACAGCUAGACCUAUUUAUUGUAUUUGCCGCUUCCCUGAAAAUAUAUAUUGCUUGAUAUAUCAUCUUAGCCCAACUCCUAAAGAGAAAAUCAAGUUUUUAGA
Thamnophis elegans (Western terrestrial garter snake) is the source of this 2014-nucleotide messenger RNA. Its product is annotated as amine sulfotransferase-like. Lineage: Eukaryota; Metazoa; Chordata; Lepidosauria; Squamata; Natricidae. The record is from RefSeq and is a predicted model, not a curated record. Gene Ontology annotation, cellular component: cytoplasm. The transcript is spliced from 7 exons. The coding region runs from base 120 to 1034 and encodes 304 amino acids. Gene Ontology annotation, biological process: sulfation. Gene Ontology annotation, molecular function: sulfotransferase activity.